Caretta caretta (loggerhead turtle) is the source of this 2353-nucleotide messenger RNA. RefSeq names its product serine protease 33-like. NCBI's taxonomy places the organism in Eukaryota, Metazoa, Chordata, Testudines, Cheloniidae. Gene Ontology annotation, biological process: proteolysis. Gene Ontology annotation, molecular function: serine-type endopeptidase activity. The record is from RefSeq and is a predicted model, not a curated record.
GCUGGGGAUGUUCUCCAGAGGCUUGAUUUGAACCUGCCAUUUAUUCCAUCACUGCGACAAGCCUGAACCAAGAACUUGGCCAUUACACCAGUGACUUUUCCCUCCCAGUCUGGGAUAUGGUCCCAGCCCUUGGAGGAGCCAGCUGGAGUUGGGGAAACGGGUAUCAUGAGUGUUCUCAGCUGCCUGCUGGCCGCCCUCCUGCUGCUGCCCCUGCUGGAGGCUGCUGUGGAGUUCCAGUCAACCUGCGGGCAGUCAGUGACCUCCAGCCGCAUUGUAGGAGGGCAGAAUGCCCGGGACGGGGCUUGGCCCUGGCAGGCCAGCAUCCGAUACAAUGGAGUCCACAUCUGCGGAGGGUCCCUCAUCAUGGGAGAAUGGGUGGUGUCUGCAGCUCAUUGCUUCAGUCUGAGCCUGCCCCUCGCUGGUUACUCUGUUUCCCUGGGGCGAUUCCAGCUGAACAUCCAGAGCGCAAACGCCUUCACCUCUGCUGUGUCACGGGUCAUAAUCCACGACAACUACAAUCCCACCACCUAUGCCUCCGACAUAGCCCUGGUGCACCUAAGCACGCCCCUUCUGUACACCGCCUACAUCCUCCCUGUCUGCCUUCCCGCCCGCAAUGAUUCCAUCGCCUCCGGCACCCAGUGCUGGGUCACCGGCUGGGGGAAUGUCCAGACGGAUGAAAGUCUCCCUCCUCCCCGCACUCUGCAGGAAGUUCAGGUCUCACUCAUAGAUGUCCGGACAUGCAAUGACCUCUAUAGCAUACCCAUCACAGGGUACCCGGGGUCGCGCCCCAUCAAAGAUGACAUGGUGUGUGCUGGCUACCCCGAAGGAGGGCAGGACUCCUGCCAGGGCGAUUCUGGGGGACCCCUUGUUUGUUCUGAGGCUGGCUCCUGGUUCCUGAUCGGCAUCGUGAGCUGGGGAGUUGGCUGCGGCCUCCCCAACCGCCCUGGGGUCUAUACAUGGGUCUCCGCCUACUCCGACUGGAUCCAGCAGCAGCUCCCCAGUGUGGAAUCCGGGGUGGUGAAUGUCACCAUUAGGAGUCAGCCUAAUGCAGGCUACACUCCAGCGCCCACCCCCCUGCUCCUCAUCACCCUCCUGCUGGCCAGCGCUGCCUUGGGGUUGGGGCCACUGCUUUGUUUCUGAGCUGUUAAUUUAACAACCAGGCCUGCCAUGGGGGAGACAAGGCAUGGUUAUGGGGCUGGGAGGGGAGUGGGGUCUAAUGGGUUAGCACAUGGGGAGCUGUGCACCAGGACUCCUGGGUUCUCUCCCCAGCUCUGGGAGGAGAGGUGGGUGUAGUGGGUUAGAGCAGGGGACAGGGGCUGGGAGCCAGGACUCCUGGGUUCUCUCCCCAGCUCUGGCAGGGGAGGCAGUUUUAGUGAGUUAGAGCAGUGGUUCUCAACCGGGGGCCCACGGACCGCUGGUGGGGUGUAAGCCAUUUCAGUGGGUCCAUGAGCCCCCUUGCCCUAUAUGGCUAAAGCUGGGAGCCCAGAAUUCCAAGCCCCAGGGCCCCAUGGGGCUAAAGCCCUGAGCCAUGGCUCCUUAUGAGGCAGAAGCCCUGCUCACCCCUGCCCUGCAUGGGUAAAGCCCCCCAGACCUGUGAGGCAGAAGCCCCCGUGCCCACAUCUAGCGGCUGAAGCCAGAGCCCCAAAUCCCCGCCCCCCAUCUACACACACACACACAGAGCUGAAGCCUGGAGCCCAGGACCCCGCCCCUGCGCUGGGCCCUGGAAUUGAAAUAACAGGUUGGGAGUCCUCAGAACGUAAAACCUUGAGAACCCCUGAGUUAGAGAAGCGGGGGCUGGGUGUCAGGACUCCUGGGUUCUAUCCUUGGCUCUGGGAAGGGAGGGGGGUCUAGUGGGUUGGAGCAGGGGGGGCUGGAAGCCAGGACUCCUGGGUUCUAUCUCCAGCUCUAGGAGGGGAUUGAGGUCUCGUGGGUUGGAGCGGGGGCUGGGAGCAGGCCUCCUAGUUUCGAUCUCUGGCUCAUCCACAGAUUUCCCGCGUGACCCUGAGCAAGUCCUGGGUCCCUCUGAGUCUCAGUUUCCUUCGGUGUAAAAGCGGGAGAAUAAACCUGCGUUUGUCUGGAGCAGGUGUUCAGACAACACGUUUUUUGGUGUCCUCAGGGUGCAGCCACCAACUCUUGCUAGUGGCUGCUCUGAGACUUUUUCCUAAAAUACUUAAUUGACUUUAGGAAAAACAAAUAAAUCUGCACGUACACAUGUCCACAUCAUUGUCAUUUAUUUAUGUAGGGUUUGUUUUGUUUGUUUGUUUGUUUGUUUGCAGACUCAAUAAUAAAAAUAACGCACAGUUGUUUCUAUUCUUUGCUGGAGCUAAACAGAAUAGAAACACUAAUUAGGUGC